Molecule: messenger RNA, 706 nt
Organism: Cloeon dipterum
Lineage: Eukaryota; Metazoa; Arthropoda; Insecta; Ephemeroptera; Baetidae
Gene: dUTPase
Product: Deoxyuridine triphosphatase
Exons: 5
Coding region: 162-584 (140 amino acids)
Biological process (GO): dUTP catabolic process; dUMP biosynthetic process
Molecular function (GO): magnesium ion binding; dUTP diphosphatase activity
Source: RefSeq, a predicted model, not a curated record
CUCCCUCUCCAGCCAAAAAUAUUAUAACAUUGGAGGGAGGCCACUAAAAACCGAUCGAUUUUACCGCCAGAAUUGUUGCUUCAGCUGCCUCGACUGCCUCUAAUUUGUUUGUCGUCUGUGUCGGCAUUCAAUUUAAUUCCAAUUUUACUGAAACUUUAGCUAUGUUGCGUUUCGCAAAGUUGACCGAAAACGCUUUUGCUCCAAUGAAGGGGUCGGAACUUGCGGCUGGACUGGAUUUAAGGAGUGCCUAUGACUGCGUUGUUCCUGCUCGCGGCAAGUUCCUGGUCAAAACUGACUUGCAGGUUGAGGUUCCUCCAGGUUGCUAUGGACGCGUUGCUCCCAGGUCGGGUCUUGCCCUUAAGAAUUUCAUUGAUGUUGGAGCUGGCGUGGUUGACGCUGAUUAUCGGGGAAAUCUUGGAGUUGUCCUUUUCAACCAUGGUGAUCAAGACUUCAAUGUCACAAAGGGGGAUAGAAUUGCUCAGUUGAUCUGUGAGAAAAUUAUCAUCCCCGAGAUCCUAGAAGUCAAGAGUCUCGAGGAAACUGCGAGAGGAGCUGCUGGGUUUGGAUCUACAGGGGUCCACUAAACCAAUUUCUCAACUGAUGAUAGGUGAUCUGUCACCCUCCAUUGUAAAAAUCUCUACACAUUGUCCUUUAUUCAUUAGCCAUUCAUAAGUUUAAUAAAAAUGCCAACUUGCUCAUAGUAAAA